AUGGCCGACAAAGAAGCAGAUAUCAAGUUCAUGGCUGAACCGUCGUGCGAAUUUGAUGUGCCAGUGGGCAAUUCUACAAUAGAUCCAGUGAAAGAAAGAAAACUGCUCUGGAAACUUGAUCUAUGCAUUUGCCCAUUAGUGAUGUCUAUUUUCCUGGUUGCUUAUCUCGAUCGCAGCAAUCUAGGUAAUGCCGCUGUCGCAGGGAUGCCUGAGGAUAUUGGUUUAGUCGGCAACCAGCUUGGGAAUGCUGUUUCCUUGUUCUACGCAACCUACGUAUUCUUCGAGAUCCCGUUCUCAAUGCUUCUCAAGAAACUGCGCCCAAAUAGGUUGAUUUCAGCAUUGAUCAUUGGCUUCAGUGCCUCCAUAACCGCGGCUGGGUUUAUCAAGAAUGUCGCGGGAUUAUACAUCACUCGAUUAUGUUUGGGUAUCUUUGAAAGUGGUCUAUUCCCCUGUUUAACCGUUCUCUUGACUACUUUCUACAAGAGAGAAGAGCAGGCCCAGAGAAUCUCCUACCUGUUUGUAUCUGCUGCACUUAGCGGUGGAUUUGGUGGAUUGUUAGCCUUCGGGCUCAUUCGUCUCGACGGUGCCUGUGGGCUUGAGGGCUGGCGGUGGCUCUUUAUCGUCGAAGGCCUAAUGAGCGCCGUUGUUGGCAUUGCCACCUUUUUCUUUCUUCCGAAUGACUAUGAAACAGCAUACUUUCUCAAUGAAGAAGACAAGAAAAUCAUGCGCAUACGUAUGCAGCUAUCUGCACAAUAUGCCGACAUUGGGCCAUUUGACAUCUGCGAAGUCUGGAAAACGCUGCGCGACCCAAAGAGCUGGUUGACCUCCUUCAAUCAGAUCAGUGUAAACAUCUGCUCUUUCGGUUUCAGCACAUUCCUACCCACUAUCAUCAAAUCUUUUGGCUAUGAUUCGGUGAAGACACAGUUGCUCACCGUCCCUGUCUAUAUUUGGGCAUCGGUGUUCUAUCUUGUUAUCGCUCAUCUAUCUGAUAGGGUCUGCAUGCGAGCAGUCUUUAUGACACCAUUGUGCCUGGUGACAGCAGUUGGUUACUCAAUGAUGUUAGGUGUCGAUGUUCAUGACAGAGGCCCGCUCUACUUUGCAACAUACGUUUGCGUGACUGGAAUUUACUGCGUCGUUGGUCUGGGGGUGUCAUGGAAUGCCAAUAGUCAUGCAGGUUACUAUAAAAGGACCAUGGCCGUCGGCCUACAACAAACUAUCGGAAACUGUGGCGGGCUCAUAGCCGGUCAAAUUUACAAGUCUCCUGUCAAUGGACGGUAUGUUCUCGGUCACUCCGUCUCGCUAGCCACUAUCUGUCUAGCAUUUUUUGGAAAUGCAAGUAUGUAUCUUCUUUUGAGAUAUCACAACAGCCAGCGAGACAAGAUGUCGCCAGAGAAACGCCAGCAAUUGAUCAACUCAGGCUCAUACGAAACUCAAGGCGGGGACUUCCAUCCAGAUUUUCGAUAUAUCUUGUGA
This is a messenger RNA of Penicillium canariense, 1473 nucleotides long. RefSeq lists its product as uncharacterized. NCBI's taxonomy places the organism in Eukaryota, Fungi, Ascomycota, Eurotiomycetes, Eurotiales, Aspergillaceae. Gene Ontology annotation, biological process: transmembrane transport. The record is from RefSeq and is a predicted model, not a curated record. Bases 1 to 1473 code for a protein of 490 amino acids. The transcript has 8 exons. Gene Ontology annotation, molecular function: transmembrane transporter activity. Gene Ontology annotation, cellular component: membrane.